AUGGCUCUUCCAGUACAGCAGCCAAACAGCGGAGAGCGGUCGAGCUCCUCCUGGUACGAGAAGGUCUUCAAAAACAAGCGUCGCCACCACAGCUCGGCCCCGCCGUCGCCGCCGCCGCCGCCGCCGCCGCCUCAGGAACAACAAAGACGUACGGCGACCACGCGGACCGGUCCGGAACCAGUCCACCAAAAACCCGCUAGUACACGUCCGCCGCACCAGCAGGCGGCAUCAACGGCGCCGGAUACCAGCACGUCUUCUUCCACUGCUGACGACGAUGAUGCCAGAGGCCCGCUUAGCUUUCCCGAGCCGAACUUCUCGCCGGCCCUCAAGGUCGUCGACUACGACGACAGCGUCACGCUCGUGUCACAGGCGACAGGCCGCCGCUGGAGGGUGGUCGACUCCUCCAGGGGGUGCCAGUUCGGGGAGGUGCUGCGUGCCGUAGAGCUUUCAGGCGAAGCGGCGCCGGCGGUGCCGCCUGCGUACUUCGCCAUCAAGGAGCUAAAGGUGGACAAGCUGAUCGAGAUGCAGGGACGGACGCACGAGGAUCCGCUGAAGGAGGUCGCCGCGCUGCAGUACCUUCCCAAGCACCCGAACGUCCUCGCUUGCACGGAGGCGCUCUUGGACGAGAACAGCAUUUACAUCGUGACGCCGUUCUACAGCGGGGGCGAGGUGUUCAACGCGCUGUCAGCCAGCGGCCGAUUUGAAGAGGGUCAGGCGCGACUGCUGUUCCGCCAGGUGCUGGAUGGGCUACUCCACCUCAAGAGACACGGAGUCUGCCACCGAGAUGUGAGCCUGGAAAACCUGCUGUUCGCCGAGGAGGGUGUGGUGAAGCUUGUCGACUUCGGGCUGGCACUGCGCAUCCCCCAGAGCGAGGACGGCAGCGCAAGGAUCAUUCCGCCCCAGGGGCCGUGCGGAAAGCCGUACUACAUGGCGCCAGAGGUCGUGGCAAGCUCAACCUCAAGCGGAUUCGACGGGUUCGCCGUGGAUGUGUGGGCGUGCGGCAUCCUUGUCUUCGCCAUGCUGACGGGCGUUGCCCCCUUCGAGCUGGCUCUUCCCUCGCAUGAUAUGCGAUUCCACACCGUCGCCGUGAGGGAGAGACUCACGGAACUGCUGUCGGCGUGGAAUAUGCCGCUGUCACCGGAGGCGACUGAUUUGAUUCAGUCUUGCCUGUUGUUGGCUCCGGAGAGACGCCCCAGCCUCGAGGAGCUUGUCAACCACGAUUGGGUCAAAGGGUGACUGACAUCGGCUGGUUGCUCGCUUGAUGUGUUGUCUCCCCGCUAUUGCUUCCGCCUCCUCCACCUGAGAACCGAGCACUACUUGAGUUUGGGCCCAAGCGAGGGACAACAAGAAUAGAGUCUUUCGUAUAUACCUGUUUUGUACGAUGUGUGCUUGUGCUGUUGUAAUGCAUGAUAUGCGAGGUGUUGUGGUGGUGUGGGGGCAAUGGUGUGUGUGAGGCAUGGUGUUGGAGGAUUGCAGCCUCCCGGAAUGUAUUCCUGUUCUUGUCACGGAUGUGAUACUAAUAAUAGUAUUUUGUAGGCGCGACUUCGCGAUGAAAAAUACGAUGAUAUAGCAUGAAGACGAUACGCGGGGGGUGAUGAAUUAGAAUCUAGCGCGGGUGUGUGGCUUUGGUAUCCGUCUUGGUUGUUGCUGUUUUUUAUAUCUUGGUUUGAGUCUUUUCAACGAAGGCAGUGUUGCGGGUUGACGUUCACUAAACGCUGGUGGUGAGCUGGUGCCUCGGGCCUCCAUCCAAACCAUUGUUUUUAUGUUUCCAGCGUACAUUGUGCAAACGAGAAGGGUGUGACCGUAGGGUACGGCGCGAAAUAUAAGAGAGGGGGGGCGUCGCAUGGCUGUACCCGUAACGUUGAUUUACACGUUUGUUUGUCAUGAAUUGCUGUCGGGUCGUGAUGUUGCUGCUGCUACACUGGUUGAUACCGGUCUUUAAUUUUUACGUGCACAGCAGUACAUAUUGCGUGCUCUAGUUCAUACUGGACAAAUUGUUGUCAAGGUGUAUUGCCAGCGUCUCUUGUCCUCUGUAAUCAGAGAGGUAGUCUAGGUGCCCAGCCGUUCAUGUGCUCACCCCAUGGCAUUAGAGUAGCGUUAUUUAGAGUUGUGCCCCACGGCUGUGUGGCAGCGUCAUAUCCAGCGCACGGCCCGGGGGGCACCGGGCGUAUGAAGGAGGUUCGGAAAUGUUGGUUGGAAAAAAUGACGUGCUUGCUCGGUGUAUUGCUUCACAAAGUGAAGCUUAAAAUUGUAAAUGGAGGAUGACAUGAUAAAAAAUGAAGGAAGAUGUGUUCAG
Ectocarpus siliculosus is the source of this 2296-nucleotide messenger RNA. Lineage: Eukaryota; Phaeophyceae; Ectocarpales; Ectocarpaceae. The record is from the annotation of a GenBank genome assembly.